Molecule: messenger RNA, 4852 nt
Organism: Cephus cinctus (wheat stem sawfly)
Lineage: Eukaryota; Metazoa; Arthropoda; Insecta; Hymenoptera; Cephidae
Exons: 1
Coding region: 3441-4805 (454 amino acids)
Source: RefSeq, a predicted model, not a curated record
UCGAAACUUCCUGAUUAUUAUUGCUUUGGCUAAGGUUAGGAUUGAGUAUGUUGCUUAUGAGAUUGCUAUUAUUUAAAAGUGGGGUUAGACUAAGAAGUAGGUUGAUUAGCGGUUUAAGUUGCGCCAGUAAGGAUAUCAGCUGGUACAGCGAGUCGGCUGAAGGUGUGUUAGAGGAAGAUUGCUUCCUCGUCCAACUCUUGAGAUGGUGGAUUUGAAGGGUGCAGGGGACUUCGCAUUGUAUAGUCUAAAUUAGGGAUUCUGCCAUUUCGAUUUAUGAGAAGUUUAUGAUGAUUCGGUUUGUGAGUGACGGAAUUGGGGGUGAUUAUAGUUUAAUCGGAUGGAUUUCUGAGGACGGCGAGCUAUCACGGAAUAUGUAGAUUUCGUUCCGUUUACGAGAGAGCUACGACUAAAUUCUUUAUCCCAGGUAAGUGGAAGGGGGGGGGGGUCCCUGUCCGAUAUCGUCCGGGGUUUGAGAAUUCCCCAAGUGUGAUAACUCAGAAAAAUUUAGUUUGUAGGUGCGUGGGUUUUUAAGAAUAGGCUUCGGAUAUUGAUAUGCCCUUUCCUGCUGCUGGAGUUCUAAGUCUUUUUGUUUAGACAAAAGCAGAUAUGAUAAGUUUUUUUCUAGGUGCAGCAUGCUUUGGAGUUAAUACAAGAUUUUUCAGGGGAUGAUUCGAGGCAGUGGUUGUCUAAAGAGUGUAUGUGUCUAGUAAACCGCAAAGCAGGCACCGAGGUUUGUUGCGACAAUGUUUGUUGACGUGGCCAAAUUUAAAACAUUAAUAGCACAUAAUGACAAAGGUUAGACAAAUUCUGAAAUUUCGUGUCUCGAACUGUAAAAAUAAUAAGCUAGGAGAAUUUAGACAUCAAAUGUUAAUUGGAUCGUGGUUGUAGGAGAGUAGGUUACAGCACCGUCCUUCACCACCUUCCUAUUGAGGCGCCUUGCAGAGGUUACUAUAGCACUAGCUACAGUACAACUGUUGUCGAUGAUUUCCUCGAUGAUGUCUUUUGAAAUAUCCCUAAUGAUUUCCAGUUUAGGGACGCUAUUCGAGGAGAUGAAGAAAGUGUAACCAAAGGUUCUGAUAGAUUGAUUGCUAACCAAAGAGUUAGCGGUUGUUUUAUCAUUAAAUGCGGCUAAGAGUUUCCCCCAGUAUAUCUUUUUGACAUCUACUAUUUUGUGUUUAAAGAGUUGGUUUAGUAAUUUCUUUACAGAGACCUGGUGAAUAUACUUCUUGGAACUUUGAAGGUCCAGUUGAAUCGUGACAACGUAGGGGUUUAUAUUGUUGUUUGAGUAGCGGUUUUCCAGCAGUGUGGUUAGAGAAUCGCUAGGCUAAAUUGGGAUAGUGAGCGAUAUUAGUACUAUUACAAUAUUGCAAUUGUAGAGUCAUGUCUGGCUUGUUGCUCUGAGGCGACAGGGUUAUAUGAGGUGCGGGAUCCGUCGAUUUUUGUUUAUUGUUAAGAUGAACUUUAGCUUGGGCUUUGUUUGUUAAGUUAAGUGAAUUAUUAUCACGGUUUUUUUUUCGAAAUCAAGGGGUCUUUCAAUUACUAAUUCCCCGUAAAAAGACUUCCUAGUCUGGUUACUUUGACUGCUGAACAGGGACCUGUUUCACCUCAGUGGAUUUUGCAUUGCCAUUUGAGGUUAGUCAGUCGGAGGGUAUAGACGGCACAAGAGGCACUGGUGUUACGUUCUAACUACGCUUAAUUAAACGUGGAGAGACGUAAUCUCCUGAGUUCUGCUCGCGCGCGCUCCCGUUUCCGCCUCCUUACGGGCUCGGUUGCUAGAUUGGGCUCAGGUUAUUUAUAUAAACACUAGAUAGAGGAAUCAAACCAUGAUCAAUUUAUUUAGCCAAUAGUCCUCACUCUCUCAAUCUUUACUUAUAAUAUUAUCUUAAUCGCAGUAUCUAAAUAUAUUCUUAAGAUUAUAUCACAUUGGUUUUACAAUCACACUAUGAGUUCUCACCAGUUCUCACGCACUCAACUUAAGAGGGACCUACGAGCAGUGUAGCUGGCUCGUGAGAUCAACCGUGGGUUACGGUAUGGUUUUCCGAAGUCCGUCAAAAUUUCGCGAGACUGAUAACUACUUGAACUUUAUACUUCUGCGAAGAAGUUCUAACGUCAUUCGUUAGACUGCAAAAGGAGGAUCUCCAUUUUGCUUUCAGCAAGCGAAGAAUUGUUGGAACCAGUUGAUCGUCGACGUUGAGUAGGAAGUUAGAGUUCUCAGAAGUAUAGGAUAAGGAAGCUAAGCAUUUAAGUUUUUGGCUGACUAUGUUUUUAGGCAUACAAUUGAAGAAUAGAGGUUAUAUAUUAGGAAAGUCCGUCAUUGCACAGGCCGAACCGAGCGGCCUAACUGAGAGGAGACACCCACCUGUGGUUGUUGUUGUUAUUGAUAAUUUGACUUUAAAAUCGCGUUCAACAAUGUGAAAAACCUCUAGAACCUUUUAAAUCAAAAAUUGGAAAAUGUUCAACAUUAGUCGUUAUGGUCGAGACCGCGUUGGCCAGUUUAGUGGCCGGUAACAAAUUCCACGUCUGCUCGUAAUCUAUAGAUUCUAUAUAUGUAUCUAUACAUAAAUUUCCUGUAAAAAAAUAUUAAAUUUCAAGGCAAAAAUGCCGGUCCUCUAAAAGUUAACUGUAGGAGUUUUCAGGCUACGACAGUUCGAACUUCACCCAGGUAGUACAUACAUACACAUGUGUAACAGGUAUUUAUAACUUGCCAUUCCUAGGUUGCCUUUCGAAGCUUACUGAAAGGUAUUCAGUGUAUGUCUUUAUAUUGACAUUUACUUUACUGUUGUCUGAAAGAAGACUUUAUUAAGAUUUUCCAAACAAAUAAUUAAAUAGUUAUCUGAAUUUCAUUAUCUUAUUUGGUCUGGUUGAUGCAUACGUUGAAUAUAAAGUAUUAAGGGGCAAGUGUAUGAAAAACAGAUAAGGUUACCGGCACAUUACAAGACAAGCGAUGUUAAAAGUUAAGAGUUUUCACGUAGUGUCUUAUGGGAAAAUCUCCAUGGCCUCGCUCCCAUGAAUAAUAUAUGUAUUUAGCAAUUAGAUGCAUACGUAAUAACCAUUCUAAAUACUUAUUCCAUGAAGAUUUCGAAUUUUGUAGAUAACUUGAAAAGAAGCGAUUCACCGAAGAAAGAAGUACUUCCUUGAAUCCAUUGAAAAUUAUAAUUAUAGCUAUAGUUUAUUUGGGAUUCGUGAUUGCUCGGUGUUAAUUGUGUCAUGAAAUUAUUCUACAGAUUAUUUGUUUAAAAAUUAAUUGUAACUAUUGAAUUUCCCUGUUCUACAUUUUCAAAAUGUAUAUGAACCAGGAAUCUUUGUUUAAUAAAUAAGCAAUGUUAUGCCAUAGGUUAUACAUAUACAGGUCUCAUAAUUUUUAUAAGCUGCCUUCUCUUGUUUGCAAAUAAAUUCAGGCUAACCUCGUGAUACAAUGAUUUUCUAUUUCUUAUGGUACUAUGGGUGACAGACAAAUAGAAUCCUUAUAUUCAGGUGCACCUGGUAAGUCCAGGGUAGUUAAAACUCAUAUUCGCAUAUCGACUACUUUCUCGGAGAGAUGGAGAACAAUAUUUAGUUGCUGCUUUCGCGGUUUAACCAAGAGAAAAGCUUCUAUACAGGAUUACGAUCCAGAAGAGUGCGAUUAUAUAGUUGAGAAACUCGUUGUAAAACGCGUGCCAAUAGCACUUUUCGCAACGCCCUACGAUAUUUACGAUAGAAAGAGAAUUAAAAAACGAGAAAGUGAAGAUGGAUUUCCUCCUGUACGGAUGACGGACACUAAAAAUAUAUAUCGUGUUAUACCCGACAUGAAACAACCUUUGUAUUACGCAAUGAAUGACACUCAUGAUAAGCCAAGCACAAGUAUACAUUUCGCAAAGAGCACAGAUACUCUUCACGAGGAUGCCAUUUACAAUUAUGAUAAAAAUCUAGAAACAGAAAGGCAGAAUGAAUAUUUAAAUCGUUUUACCGCAUUACAUCCUGAUUUAAAGGAAUGUGACAGACCACCAAAAGAUCCAUGUCCAUUGAAUUUACAAAGUAGAAAUAAAAGAUCAUUGGCUGAGGACAUUUCGGAAAUAGCUUCUACAAGAAUUGGAAGUCCGCGAACGGACACUCGUGGGAAUUACAAAAUUGACACAAAAGCCGGUGCGGUUUACGUAACUGUUUCUGAUACGUCCAGAGAAUUAUCUAUGCUGUCGGUCGAUGAGGAAUUUCCAACAAGAGACACGCCGUUUUCCAUUCGUCGGAACGCAUCAAACUGUAGUAAAAUCGAAAGUGUAGCUCUCCUUCCGUGCGUCUCAUUCAGUCAAAAGAAUUCACGAGAACACGUGAAUAAAUUUGAUCUCGGCAAUCACAGUAGCGAUAGUGCAAAAUCGAAAUCACGCAGUGAUAUUUCUUCGGAUGACAAAUCGCAGGAUUAUGAAAGUCCCAAAGGUAAAGAGAAUUACGUCGUAGCGCCAGUUUCCGUGCAUUAUGCACCUCGUCAGUUGGAGUCCUUUUCUAAAUCAGUGGAAUCCAGUAACAAGUAUGAAAACGUUCAAGAAAUUGUAGCUAAACGAAAUAAUACUUUAGCUACUAAAAAAAUUCAAGAUCUCUUAAAGUCUACAGAUUUGCGGAACUCAAGCAGCGCGAUGGUUGAGGAAUCGACAGUGAUGGAUCAUUCAAAAAAUGAUAAUCUCGCUGGAACUACUUUAAGAUGGAAAAUUAUUAUUAAACAUCGCCCAUCCAGUGAUACUUCGCAAUUAUCAAGUCCUCGUGAUUCGGAAAUGGUUGAAAGAAUUAAGAAAGAGACGCUGCCACCAACAAAGAACACUGAUUUUCAGAAAUAAAGUGUAAUUUUAGUCGUUUAAAAAAAAAAGUAAUAUAUUUACGUAUU